AUGAUGGAAGAGAAGACGCUUUUGAGAGAGGUUUCACAUUUAUCGUUCUUCAAGUUGAUUCUUAUGCGUCAUAUUUUUGCAGCAGAUCGAGCUGCUGAAAAUGUGCGCCAGGCAUCGCCACCAUCGGGUAUGGUCGAACCUAGGCCACCAGAAAGAGUUAGUCAGGGAAGUGACACUGAUGAUGAGAAUGAACGUCUUAUUGAUAUGGCCCUUGAAGAUGGACGAAACCUCUUAAAACAGGCAGAAGAUACGGGGUCAACAGGUUCUGGUGGAUGGACUCCUCGACCGUAUGAUAGUCCUUUGCAUGGAGUAGAUGUUGAAACAGAUCCGAAGAGAGUAGAUACCCCUCCUCAUCAAGAAGUCAGUAUACCUCCAGCUCCAGCGAUAGAAUGUGAUCCGGAACUAGUGGAAGCCUUUUGUAAGCAUUUUGAAAGAAAAGCAGCUGGUAUAGAUGUUAACGUCGCUAUUCAAGAGGUAAAGGAUUUCCAAAAUCCGUCUAGUUAUGAACAACUGAUUCUUACAUUUGGAAUCGAUGAAGUUGCUGAAGACCAGAGAAGGCAUAUGGAACAUCUAGCAGCUGCAAAGAAGGCCGGACAUGGUGGAGGAUCGGCGUCAGCAGCACCUACCAAGAAGAAAGCCUAA
Messenger RNA from Strongylus vulgaris, 642 nucleotides. The record is from the annotation of a GenBank genome assembly. Lineage: Eukaryota; Metazoa; Nematoda; Chromadorea; Rhabditida; Strongylidae.